Molecule: messenger RNA, 2311 nt
Organism: Mytilus trossulus (common blue mussel)
Lineage: Eukaryota; Metazoa; Mollusca; Bivalvia; Mytilida; Mytilidae
Exons: 2
Coding region: 106-1275 (389 amino acids)
Cellular component (GO): membrane
Source: RefSeq, a predicted model, not a curated record
CUAAAUUAACCAACACUAUUUAUAAAAGCCAUCUAUAUGCCUUUGUUGAUAUAAACAAACAUCAGGGAUUAACAAACAAACACCGUAUAGUAAAAGAGAAAAAUAAUGGCUUUAUUACUCUCACGGCAUUUCCGGGACACUUUGAAUGUUUCCAUGUUCUUCAAUAAUAUGUCACAGGACCAAGUAGAUGAGUAUGUGUUGUCAAGAAAGUCUUACUUCGUAAAAUUGUUUGCUUUGUCGAAAGCCAUCGCCAAUGCCAGGCGUUCAAGUGUGUUGAAGCCAUUUGCAUAUGUGUCAACCUUGGAGCGCAUGUACAGACUCUAUGCCCAGCCAUUGGUGUUUUUGGUUGCUGUAACAGCGUUCAUUCUCAUGGCCUUUUACAUAAGGAAAGAUAAAUGCUUCAAAACGUACGUUCUAACAAUGACAUUUAUGCUCAUCGAUAUCAUAGGAGUUUUGCUUCCUCUUCCGUUCCAUUUUGUCUUCUUGCCUAUUGACCCACACUAUGGUGGUGUGCCAUUCAAAUGGUGUGAAGUAUACCGCAUACUGGCAUCGUUCUUACCGCAAGUGCUGUAUUACCAGUCGCAGUGGUUGAAAUUUGUUACCUGUGUGUUUCAAUGUUUCUACAUUUAUUAUCCCACAAAAGCUCAGUGGUUGUAUAGGAAACGCUUUUUAACCACAUUGUUAGUCGUAUCUUUCCUUGUUUCGACAGCAAUUUCGUCUCUCAUGCAUUUUGAUGUCAAUUUUAAACGAUUUUCCUACCUGAAUGAAUGGUCAAAGCGAAGAGUUAAUACCUGCAUUAUGGUACCAUCAGCAAUUUAUGACGUCGAAUCUCACGUAUAUAACAUCAUAAGGAUAGUGGCUCCAAUGACCAUAGGCAUCGUGAUUCCUUUUGUAUGUAUGAUAGCAGGUUCGAUCAUACUAUUCCUAGAGAUCCAAUCAAAUUCAAGGUCAAAGGCAAAACAGAAGAGUACUGAGCUUGCUGAAGCGGGUCGUUUACAACAUACACGAUUUAUUGGAACGAUAAGUUUGGUCUUCAUAAUCAUCCUUAUACCACGACUCGUAUUUGAAAUUUUGCUUAUUGACCAGAUUUCCCGAGAAAGUUUUUAUCAUGAAUUGAUAGAAAUGUUUCAUCUGGCAUCGCACGUGAUCUAUCACGUUUCAGUUCCCGCCAUAUUUGCUGUUUACGUUAUUUGUAAGGAAAAACGAAUUAUCCAAACAGUGAGAAAAAGUCUAAGAAAAUCGCGGAUCCCAUCGAACAACACCCCUGACCAAUGAACCAGCAUUUCAGACUCCGAUAAUGAUCAGUCUCGGCGCAUAACAACUGAAAGAACUUUUGGUAAUAUACAUGACAUACCGUCUCAUAUGUCAACGAGUAACAAUCACAAUGUAAAACUUUUGGUAAUAUAUAUGACAUACCGUCUUAUAUGUCAAUGAGUUACAAUCACAACGAAGAACUUUUGGUAAUAUAUAUGACAUACCGUCUCAUAUGUCAAUGAGUUACAAUCACAAUGUAAAACUUUUGGUAAUAUAUAUGACAUACCGGCUCAUAUGUCAAUGAGUUACAAUCACAACGAAGAACUUUUGGUAAUAUAUAUGACAUACCGUCUCAUAUGUCAAUGAGUUACAAUCACAAUGAAGAACUUUUGGUAAUAUAUAAGACAUACCGUCUCAUAUGUCAAUGAGUUACAAUCACAAUGAAGAACUUUUGGUUAUUUAUAUGACAUACCGUCUCAUAUGUCAUUGAGUUACAAUCACAACGAAGAACUGUUGGCAAUAUAUAUGACAUACCGUCUCAUAUGUCAAUGAGUUACAAUCACAAUGAAGAACUUUUGGUAAUAUAUAUGACAUACCGUCUCAUAUGUCAAUGAGUUACAAUCACAAUGAAGAACUUUUGGUAAUAUAUAUGACAUACCGUCUCAUAUGUCAAUGAGUUACAAUCACAAUGAAGAACUUUUGGUAAUAUAUAUGACAUACCGUCUCAUAUGUCAAUGAGUUACAAUCACAAUGAAGAACUUUUGGUAAUAUAUAUGACAUACCGUCUCGAUAUGUCAAUGAAUUACAAGCACAAUGAAGAACUUUUGGUAAUAUAUAUGACAUACCAUACCGUCUCGAUAUGUCAAAACGUUACAAUCAGAAUGAAAAACUUUUGGUAAUAUAUAUGACAUACUGUCUCAUUUGUCAGUGAGUUACAGUCACAAUGAAAAACUUUUGGUAAUAUAUAUGACAUACUGUCUCAAAUGUCAAUGAGUUACAAUCACAAUUAAUACAUACAUUUUGUUUACAGAACAGUAAAAAGCAAUGACGAAGUUUC